Mesorhabditis belari is the source of this 294-nucleotide messenger RNA. NCBI's taxonomy places the organism in Eukaryota, Metazoa, Nematoda, Chromadorea, Rhabditida, Rhabditidae. The record is from the annotation of a GenBank genome assembly.
AUGGCUCUUCGUCAAACGUCGGUUUGCCUCGUUAGAACCUCGUCUCGCAUCAUGAACCUUGGCGACCCUGGAUCGGGAGCUGGAAAGUCUGGCGGAAGCGGUGGAUCGAUUCGCGAUGCUGGUGGUGCUUUCGGGAAAAUGGAGGCUGCUCGAGAGGGAGAGUACUUCCACAAGCUUCAGAAGAAACAAAUCGCCGAAAUGAAGAAGCAUCUUGCUGACACCAUCAAGCAGACGGAGGCACAGCUGCAACGCCAUAAGGAACAACUAGCUGAGCUCGAAACUACCCAGAAGAAG